UCAGUGUCAGGCCAGAUAAGACAAGGCUGUCAGCUGUUACAUUGGCUUCUUCAGCCUAUGUCUUCAACGUUACCUCCUUCAUCCUUCUCACUUGGGGAAUUCUGCAACGAAGGACUUCGUAGUGGUUUCCCCACCCUCUACUGGUCCACUGGUCCUCGACACUCCAGUUUACCCCUCUCUAACGUGGCGUGAACAUUGAGGGGUGAACUUUCGCCAUGACUUGUAUCCUAGUCUUCGUCUCAUGCUUCUUCGCAGUGUGUCUGGUUUCAGAAGCUCAACACCAACCAGGAUAUUGUGCCUUUUAUGAAGAAUGUGGGCGUAACCCAUCAGUGGGCGAUAGCCUCAUCACGCCAAUAGUUCCAUGUUUAAACUACAGCCCAGCAAGGGUUUUACAAGGGGAGCACUACAACAGACUCAAACAGGUUUGUCCGAUGCUGGACCAAGGUGUAGGCACGACCUACGCCUGCUGCUCGCUAAAUCAGCUGAAGUCUCUGGAGAACAGCCUGACGCUCUCCAAGGCUGUCCUCAACCGUUGCCCCUCCUGUGCAGAGAACUUUGCCACCCUACACUGCAUCAACACAUGCAGCCCUAACCAGACCCAGACAGUCAAUGUCACACGCACCGCAUUCAUCAACUCUACUCUGGGACAGAGGAAAGAGGCUGUGGUGGCCUAUCAGGCCUAUAUUUCCACAACCUUCGCAGAUGCAGCUUUCAAGUCCUGCAGGAAUGUGCGCAUCCCGGCUACUGGAGGCUUUGCCAUCGCCACCAUGUGUGGCCGCUAUGGUGCCACCCUCUGCACUCCUCAACGCUGGUAUGACUUCCAGGGUGACUCCAGCAAUGGCCUGGCACCUCUUGACAUUGACUUUCGCCUCAUCCCCCCGGGUGCGUCUGUUCCUCCAGGCAUCGUGCCUUUUGCUGGAAAAGCACUGGGAUGCAAUGAAUCUUCAGGCACUGGUGGAGAGCCGUGUUCCUGCCAGGACUGUGUAGAAUCUUGCCCUAUUGUCCCUCCCCCAGGUCCCCUCCCUCAGCCCUUCAAGAUAGGGCACCUGGAUGGUGUGCUGGUGGUGUGUCUGGCCUGCUUCUUUGCACUUUCUCUCUUCUUUUUUGGCUUUCUGAUGGUGAGGUGCUUCCUUCAUAGGUACAUAAUUACUUCUGAGAAAAGCAAAGACAAAAAUGGCAAUGUUUUGGGUCAGGUACCCAUAAAUCCUAAGGAUGUGUCUUGUACAGACAGGAACAGUCUUGCGACCCAAGAGUUCCUAGGGACCCUGUUCCAGAGAUGGGGUACCCUGAUGGCCUCAUAUCCAUUCAGAGUAUUGCUGGUCUCAGUAGUAUUGGUGGUGGUCUUUUCCCUGGGUCUGAUGUAUAUUAAACUGACCACUGACCCUGUGGAGCUUUGGUCUGCCCCUCACAGCAGGGCCCGGAAAGAAAAAGACUUCCACGACAAAUACUUUGAUCCAUUCUACCGCACAAACCAACUGAUUCUCACGGCACCAAAUUAUCCAGGCUACACCUAUGACUCCCUGCUCUUUGGCCAACAUAACUUCAGUGGCAUUAUCUCGAAAGACCUGAUCUUGCAACUUCUGGAACUGCAAACCAGGAUCCAGGCAAUUGAGUUCUGGUCUGAUGACCUAAACCAGACUGCCAGUCUGAAGGACAUCUGCUUUGCACCCUUGAACCCCAACAACCCAUCACCGAGUGACUGUGCAGUCAACAGCCUGCCGCAGUACUUCCAAAACAAAAUACAGAACAUAAAUGCCAAAGUCAACAUGACAGAACUGGGCGUAACCAAAGAAGUGGACUGGAGAGACCACUUCAUCUACUGUGUAAACUCUCCACUGUCCUUCAAAGACAUCACAGACCUGGGGCUGAGCUGCAUGGCAGACUACGGCGGUCCUGUCUUCCCGUUCCUGGCAGUGGGAGGUUAUGAGAAUGAGGAAUACACUGCAGCAGAAGCUCUGAUAUUGACCUUCUCCCUGAACAACUAUGCCCGGGACAAUGUAAAGUUCAAACUGGUGCAGAAGUGGGAACAAAUGUUUUUGGAUAUUGUGCAAGAAUACCAAAGAAAUUCAUCCACAAACUUCACAUUUGCAUUCAUGGCAGAGAGGUCGCUUGAGGAUGAAAUCAACCGGACCACGGUGGAGGACAUUCCCAUUUUCAUGAUCAGCUAUGCUGUCAUCUUCCUCUACAUCGCCGUGGCACUUGGAGAAUAUUCCUCGUUUAAACGUGUACUGGUGGACUCUAAAAUUCUAGUGGGUCUCGGUGGGAUCCUGGUGGUCGGAUGCUCGGUCUUGGCGUCCAUGGGAUUUUAUGCCUGGAUCGGCAUCCCCUCGUCACUGGUCAUCCUGCAGGUGGUGCCCUUCCUAGUGUUGGCGGUUGGAGCUGAUAAUAUCUUCAUCUUCGUCUUGGAGUACCAGAGAGAUGAGCGUAGGCCUGGGGAGAGACGGGAGGAGCAGAUCGGCAGAGUCCUGGGCCGGGUCGCCCCUAGCAUGCUGCUUUGCAGCCUCUCAGAGUCUAUUUGCUUCUUCCUGGGGGCUCUCAGCAGCAUGCCAGCCGUCAGGUCGUUCGCCUUGUACGCCGCCCUGGCUGUGCUGAUGGACUUCCUGCUGCAGAUGACGGCCUUCGUAGCCCUGCUGUCGCUGGACGCACGCAGGCAAGACCAGAACCGCUGCGAAGUGGCCUACUGUGUGACGGUGUCCACCCCCCGGCCUUCCAAACGCAAACAGGGCUUGCUGCUUUCCACCAUGGAGCGCUUCUAUGCCCCUGUCUUGCUGCAUCCUGUGACUAGGAUCAUUGUGAUUGUGGUGUUCAUCUUCAUGUUCUGUGGCUCAGUUUUCCUGAUGUUCCAUGUCAAAGUGGGUCUCGAUCAAGAGCUGGCUUUGCCCAUGGACUCAUACAUGUUAGAGUACUUCAAGUACUUAUACAAGUACUUCGAGGUGGGUGUUCCCACGUACUUCGUGACAACACGGGGCUUCAACUUCAGUAUGGUACAGGGUAUGGAUGCUGUGUGUUCCAGUGUGGGCUGCGACCCUUUCUCCCUCACUCAGAAAAUCCAGCAUGCCACCGAGUAUCCCGAGCGGUCUUAUCUGGCGAUUCCAGCUUCCUCCUGGGUGGAUGAUUUUAUUGAUUGGCUCAAUCCUGGAUCUAAAUGCUGCCGGCUGUACACCCUGGGCCCCAAUGCAGGGAGUUUUUGCCCUGCCAGCCAGUCUGGAUUCAUAUGCGGAAAGAAGUGCAUGGGUCCUCCCCCCAAUGGUGUUCUGAGGCCUUCAGUUGAACAGUUUAAUCGGUACCUUCCCAGCUUCCUGACCAAUCGGCCAGACCUGCAGUGUCCCAAAGGUGGCCUGGGAGCCUACGACAAAGCUGUAGUGAAAGACGAGAAUGACGAAAUAAUAGCUUCCCGGUUCAUGGCAUACCACACACCGCUGACCACCUCCCAGGAGUUCACCGAUGCUCUGAAGAUAGCACGGGAGCUAGCCGCCAACAUCACGCUUGGCAUGCGGGCCUUGCCUGGCACCUCACCGGACUUCGAGGUCUUCCCUUACACGGUGACAUAUGUCUUCUAUGAACAAUACCUGAGCAUUGUUCCUGAGGGCCUCUUCAACAUCUCCAUGUGUCUGCUGCCCACAUUCGUGGUGUGCUGCAUCCUGCUGGGCAUGGACAUUCGUUCAGGCCUGCUCAACCUGCUCACCAUCAUCAUGAUCACCGUGGAUACCGUGGGUGUGAUGACAUUGUGGGGCAUCGACUACAAUGCUGUGUCCCUCAUCAACCUCGUCACGGCCGUGGGAAUCUCAGUGGAGUUCGUGUCCCAUCUGACACGCUCCUUUGCCCUCAGCACCCAGCCCACGCGUGUGGAGAGAGCUAAGGAUGCCACGGCCAACAUGGGCAGCGCGGUAUUCGCGGGUGUGGCCAUGACAAACUUGCCGGGGAUUGUGGUGCUGGCGUUCGCCAAGGCCCAGCUAAUACAGAUCUUCUUCUUCCGGCUGAACCUGGUCAUCACGCUCCUGGGGCUGGUGCACGGCCUUGUUUUCCUGCCUGUGCUGCUCAGUUUCUUUGGACCUGAGCGGAACAAAGCCUUAUUGCUGGAUCAGCAGAAGAAAGCAGCUGAAGCGUCAUCAUUCAACGCAAACAUACACAUUUAUGAAAACAUGUACAGCAACAUGGGAUUUGUGAACUCUGAGAAGAGCCAAACAGGCUUUCCACCCCGGUAUGAGGACCAAGCUGAUGCAAUGAAAAAUGACCCUGGACCAAGCAAGGGGGUGGAGUUAAGCAGCGGCUUCUAAACAGUGCUAGGGCACUCAUUCACUUUUUUUCCCCAAGGAGAAAUACCUCUACAACUGCAGUUUACCGUCUGGAAUGGUUUUCAUAAAUCUCACUGUGCAACGUCAAUGCAAUUUUGCUGGGCAUACUUUGCUAGCACUAGAGCGAGAGGGCUGAAAUGAUGAUAGCCAACAGCACUGCUAAUCUAUAACUUAAUUGUAAAAUAAUCCAGGUUUUUUGUUGAAAAGAAAGGAAAAUGAAAGUGAAAAUAAGGAGGACAGGUGGUUGUGGUCAUACAAUUGCAACGGGAGAGUCUUCAGGAUGGAGUGCCUUACCCUUUCAGACCGUAUCAGAUUUUGAAAUAUGUGUUUUAUAUCAGUUGGUACUUUUGCAAUUUUUUUUUUAUUUGUUGAGAUGUAACACAGUAGUAAAUUUAUAUGUCUCAUUCAGGGGGCGAACACUCCAGUAAAAUUUAUGAAACUUCAAACUACCACAUGUAAACAGUGACGAUGUAAAUAGUCUUCAAAUAUAUAAGGUAACUGAUUUAUAUAAAAAAAAAUAACUAUACUAUCAUAUUAAAAUUAUAUUAUUUUUUAUA
Messenger RNA from Brienomyrus brachyistius, 4852 nucleotides. RefSeq names its product NPC1-like 1 (gene npc1l1). Gene Ontology annotation, cellular component: membrane. The coding region runs from base 216 to 4277 and encodes 1353 amino acids. The transcript has 18 exons. Lineage: Eukaryota; Metazoa; Chordata; Actinopteri; Osteoglossiformes; Mormyridae. The record is from RefSeq and is a predicted model, not a curated record. Gene Ontology annotation, molecular function: lipid carrier activity.